AUGGGGAACGCGCUGAAGAAGAUGUUCGACCGGUUGUUCGGCAACCGGGAGAUGCGGGUCGUGAUGCUCGGCCUUGACGCGGCGGGGAAGACCACGAUCCUGUACAAGCUACACAUCGGAGAGGUGUUGAGCACAGUGCCCACCAUUGGGUUCAACGUCGAGAAGGUGCAGUACAAGAACGUGGUAUUCACGGUGUGGGACGUGGGUGGCCAGGAGAAGCUGCGGCCGCUUUGGAGGCACUACUUCAACAACACGGACGCGCUGAUCUUUGUGGUGGACUCCCAGGACAGGGACAGGAUAGACAAGGCGGCCACGGAGUUCAAGAACAUUAUCGAUGAUCCGUUGAUGAGGAACAGUGCCAUCCUGGUGUACGCAAACAAGCAAGACAUGAAGGGCUGCCUGACAACAGCUGACGUAUGUGAGGCCCUUGGAUUACCUGAGCUGCGAGGCCGCAGGUGGCACGUUCAGGCUUCGAUUGCAAUCAGGGGAGAGGGUCUGUAUGAGGGAUUGGAUUGGCUGUCCAACACGCUGAAGAGUCUCAAGCGCGCCGGGGAAGCAACGAGUGUGGGGUGA
Messenger RNA from Ostreobium quekettii, 573 nucleotides. Lineage: Eukaryota; Viridiplantae; Chlorophyta; Ulvophyceae; Bryopsidales; Ostreobiaceae. The record is from the annotation of a GenBank genome assembly.